Messenger RNA from Oncorhynchus gorbuscha (pink salmon), 825 nucleotides. RefSeq names its product dual oxidase 2-like. Gene Ontology annotation, biological process: response to oxidative stress. Gene Ontology annotation, molecular function: heme binding; peroxidase activity. The transcript has 6 exons. Lineage: Eukaryota; Metazoa; Chordata; Actinopteri; Salmoniformes; Salmonidae. The annotation marks the transcript as partial. The record is from RefSeq and is a predicted model, not a curated record.
AACCCCAACCUGAAGUCCGGACAGGAUAUCGACCAUCUGAUUAUGGGCAUGACCUCGCAGAUCGCAGAGAGAGAGGACAACGUCAUCGUGGAAGACUUAAGAGAUUAUAUGUACGGGCCUCUGCGUUUCUCGCGGUCGGACUUGGUGGCUCUGACGGUGCAGAGAGGCCGAGACUUUGGCUUGCCCAGCUACAACCAGGUCAGAGAGGGGCUGGGCCUGGCCCCUGUGGGGAGUUGGGGAGACGUAAACCCUCAGCUCAACACCACCAACCCACAGCUAUUCAGGGACCUUGCAGACCUGUACCAUGGGGACAUUUCUAAACUGGAGCUGUUUCCUGGAGGUCUCCUAGAGUCUGUGGACGGUCCUGGUCAGGUCUUCACCACUAUCAUACGGGACCAGUUUAACCGCAUCAGGAAUGGAGACCGCUUCUGGUUCGAGAACACACAGAACGGUCUGUUCACAGCUGAAGAGCUGCAGGCCAUUCGCAACACAACCUUUCAUGACGUCAUUACAGCGGUCACCGGCGCGGAGGCUGAGGACAUACAGAGAAGAGUCUUCUUCUGGAAGGAUGGUGACCCUUGUCCCCAGCCCUCUCAGGUCACGACCUCUGAGCUCCACCCCUGCACCAACGCCACCAAGCUCAACUACUUUGACGCGGGGAGUAAAGCUGGCUUCGGCAUCCUAGUCAUCUGCCUGUUCCUCUUUCCCGUUGUGAGCUUCCUCAUGGCUCUUGUCGUGGCCCACUUCAGAAAGUCCAAGUUUAAGAAGUUCCAGAAGAGAGGAGGAGCUGACGACACAACGAAGGAACUCCUGCUGGAAUCACAG